This is a messenger RNA of Olea europaea var. sylvestris, 804 nucleotides long. Its product is annotated as F-box protein SNE-like. Gene Ontology annotation, biological process: regulation of gibberellic acid mediated signaling pathway; gibberellic acid mediated signaling pathway. NCBI's taxonomy places the organism in Eukaryota, Viridiplantae, Streptophyta, Magnoliopsida, Lamiales, Oleaceae. Bases 240 to 722 code for a protein of 160 amino acids. Gene Ontology annotation, cellular component: SCF ubiquitin ligase complex. The transcript has a single exon. Gene Ontology annotation, molecular function: protein binding. The record is from RefSeq and is a predicted model, not a curated record.
AGUCACAACGGCACUCAACUAUGCAAAAACAACAAACAACUCAUUUCAAGAUCUUGGUUCCAGUUUUCUUUCUUGGCAUUUCCCCGUGGCCUUUUUCUUUCUGUCGUCCAUUCUGUCUUCUCUCUCUCUCUCUCUCUCUCUCUCUCUAAAACCCUUAUCUUUUCUCUCUACAAGUCCCCAUUCACAUCUCUUCUCUCUCAACUCAUAGAAUUUUCUGGUUCUGAGUUCCGUGGGAGAAAAUGGAGGAAUUCAUUGGAGGCAAGAAGUUCGAUCUGGCGGAUCAAACAGAGAAAAGGCCCGAGUUCUGUAUCAAUGACAAUAUGGAUGUUCUCAUAGAGAUAUUGAAGAGACUUGAUGAUCGGACACUAGGCGUGGCUGCGUGUGUUUGCAGGAUGUGGUGCUCGUUAACUCGGAACGAGUCGCUAUGGGAACACCUGUGCUUCCGCCAACUGUCACCACCACCCGAGGGUGUGCGGGCAGUCGUGGCGGCGUUAGGUGGGUAUCGAAGACUGUACAUGGGCUGUGUGAAGCCUGUACGAGAGCUAAGUGUGGUACGUGAGUUGGACAGAGUCUGGACUCGGCAUGAGGUGGAACUCUCCCUAUCUUUGUUCUGUGUGGACUAUUAUGAAAGGGUUUUGCUUGGUGAUGGUGGCAGACUCGGUGGUGACUCGGCACCCUCCGCCUCCUCGCUCAUUCUCCUUUGCAAAGAGAUGAACGUGUGAUUAGACGGACCAAGAGCAUGUUAUAAGGAGGAGGUUGAAAAAGUAUGAGCAAUUUUAAUAAUGAUUUGAAUUUGUAUUGCCA